AUGAAAUUGUAUACAAGCUUAUUUGAGCUCAUAUCUAUAAUGUUCACGCAGACAUUCGACGAAGCUGUAUUGUUUUUGGGUGGUGUAAGAUGGCUAAAUUCUUCACAUAUGAAACAGUUGAAAAUCUCUCUUGAUAACCAGAAAGCUUUUCGAUCUGUCAAGGUGUUUAUUAAAGACUAUUCAGCUGGUUUUCAUACACCAGUCGAUGGCCUACCUUUCAUCGAUGUGACAAAGCGUAGAACCGAACAAGACAGAAAUUACAGGCUGGUCCAGCUAGUUGAAGCCUAUAAAUGGUCGGUUUUACCAACUCACAAUAUCACAUGGAGUAGACUGGAUCACUUUCAUGCUUAUGCAAGAUGUUCUUGUCAUUUUUAUCAACUUGAAAAACAAAAUAUUCACUCAACUAGAGGGGAUAGUACCAUAUUGAUCUAUCGAAUCGUUGGACAAAUACAAUGGAUUAUGUCAAGAAUUGUUGAAACAAUAAUCUUACAAAACACUCAUUAUCACUGUAAAUAA
Molecule: messenger RNA, 516 nt
Organism: Heterobilharzia americana
Lineage: Eukaryota; Metazoa; Platyhelminthes; Trematoda; Strigeidida; Schistosomatidae
Source: the annotation of a GenBank genome assembly